Molecule: messenger RNA, 1114 nt
Organism: Galeopterus variegatus (Sunda flying lemur)
Lineage: Eukaryota; Metazoa; Chordata; Mammalia; Dermoptera; Cynocephalidae
Gene: SAMD7
Product: sterile alpha motif domain containing 7
Exons: 6
Source: RefSeq, a predicted model, not a curated record
UUGGUGACUAAUCUCCAAAGCGUUUCGCAAAAAACUUCAUCAGUAGAGAGAGCUAUUGAUGUCAAAUCCAAUGAUGGCUGUGAACCCUUUAUUGGCAGCAUCAGGACAGCAGAGGAUCCCACUGGUUCCCUCACCAUUUGGACCUCCUACUGUGGACAGAGAUGUAUUGCCUUCUGCUGUAACUCCAACUGACCCAAGGCAGUUUUAUGUUCCCUCCCAGUUUGGAUCCUCUGUUCUACCAAAUGCAAAUAUGCCGAAUACAUUGCCCAAUCAUGUCUACUCAGGUUGGGACAUUUUACCACCUGAAUCCGUAAAGGCAGUGAUCAGAAGAAAUGAAAUGAUUCGAAGGCAUCAUACUGCCAGGACAGAAAUGGAAAUGUAUGCUAUUUACCAGCAAAGGAGAAUGGAAAAAGUUAAUCCCAAGGAACUAGCAGGCCUAGGAAUCCCAUUCCUCUAUGGUUCCAGCAUCCCAGCUGGCCCAGCUGCCUACCAGGGCAGGAACAUGCUCCCUGCCAGUGACCUGCAUUUCCACAGAAGCACCCUCAGAAAUCUUCAGGGAAACCCCAUGCUAGGGGCAACCGGACCACAGUUUACAGAGAGCUGGGGGCAGAAAUGUCGUCGACUCAGGAGAGGUACAGGGAAUCAGAAAGUUCUGGACAGUGAUACUGAGAGUUCCAAAAGUCAAGCAGAAGAAACAAUCUCAGGCCAGACUCAUGCAAUUGCCUAUGAAGAGGAUGACUACACAAAAGACCCAGAAACUGAAGUGCACAACAAUCAGAAGUCAAAUGAAACCAAUGAAAAGCCAACUGUAGCUUUCGCCAGCACCUCUGGAGAGCUCAUGUCCACCCACAGAAAGCCGUGGGCAUUUCCCAUUGCUGUCCUGGAAGCAAAAGCCUGGGAUGAAAGGAAAGAGAGGGCUUCAGAGCAGGUCUUUGCAGCCUGUGGUGAAAAGAAUGGGGUUUGCCCUCCAGUUCCUCAACCAUCUCUGCCAGGAACAUGUGCACUGGUUACAAUUGGGGGAAAUCUUUCUUUGGAUGAAGAUAUUCAGAAAUGGACUGUGGAUGACGUGCACAACUUCAUUAGUGGCCUUCCAGGUUGUUCAGACUACGCUCAG